AUGACGACAACACCUUCGCGCAAACAGGCGUCGAGCCAACUCUCCUCGCCUAUGGUGUGGAACACCAACGUCAUGGCCACCUCCCCCUCCCCGUCACCGUCGAGCGCGCGACCACGUCUCAACCUCGACGUGCGGGAUAAACGCUUGCCUUCCCUCCCCUCCCCGCUCUCUCGGGGGAAAGAUGGGUCAUGGGCCCUUGGCGCAUACGACAACAAGCUGGUCUCGUCGACGUUAUCACAACUCCCGCCCCUCCCGCCCCACUCUCCAGGGGGUAUGAGCAGCACCGGCUCCAACCUCAGCAGCUUCUCGCACAGCUCCUCCCCCUCUCACGUGCCGCGAGGUACCCCUUCCCUCGUGUCCGUGUCCAUGCCCCGCCCCGCGCCACAACCAUCAAGCGCCGGCGGCGUCCUCCUCCUCCCGGACGGCACGACACUUCCAACAGGUGAACCCGGCGGGCAGCCAGAGCGCGAACCCAUCGCGUCCGGCCCACACUCAUCCUCGAGUCCAUGGAGCCUACUGACCGUGCACGUUCUCCCCCUCUUCGCGGGUAGUCCUCUUAAGACGGCAAUAGAAGAUCUCAACCACCUGUGUAACUCGCACAUUGUAACUACAUCUCAACGCACGCCUGCGUCGCGCCUUAUCGGGGUCCUGACGGCCGACUUACGCGACUUUAUCGCGAGCGGCAUGCUCACCCUCAAAGCCAAGUUUGACACAAUCGACGAGGCAAAGGUCGUCUCACGAGCAGCCGAGGUAUGGUCAUUCUUCUGGAGCCAGAUCCUGCCUUAUAUCGAGGCCGUAUUCCUCCCCCUUUCGCAAGUCCGCGACAUUCCAACAAGCGCGACAGCCCGCCCACUCGCAAUAGUUCAGCAACCCCCAAUUGCGGUGCGACAUAUCCUCCUCUCCGGUUUCCUGGUCCACAUCCUCCUCCCCCUCCUUCCGCGCCUGAUUCCGCUCCUGACGGCGGUCGAACCCGGUCCAGACCUACCGCGCCUCCUACAGAUGUGUUUAGUUCUCUCGACACAGGCUCGCUACUCGUCCUUCUACACGCCUAGGGAACCAGGCGAGGCGGAAGCUCACGAUCUUGAAACGAGCGAGAGCGUCGACGAACUCGCACGCGCCGUUCGCUGGUCCAUGGUCGUCAGGACGGUGUCUCCCGAACCCGUCCAAAGCGAGGCUCACGAGCGUAAAGGAAGCGUCGACACUCCCCGCCGACCAGGACUUACACGCGCCCCUAGUCUUUCACAGGCCGGCCGGAUUCGGCGCCGUAACCGCGGAUCGGGGAGUAUUUCCAGUCUCGAACCAGAACUCAAAGCUGCCAUGGGGGAGAGGAGAGGGACGUGGGAGGGCCCGACUAUUCAUGAGGGCGAGGAACAGUCCCUCGCCCCAACGACAUUGCGCGACGAGACGCUGCAGGGUAGUGUGGCUACGCUUACGGAUCGCACACCAACUGCUGACCGGGCCAGGUUGCCGGCCGCUGCUGCCGCUGCGGCUGCUAAGAGCGCUGCGGCGGCUGGUGCGCGCCGGCACGCGAGAAAGUACUCGAGUGGGGAGAGUGACUUGUCGAGCGUGUUUAGUGGCAUGGGGCGGCGGUAG
Molecule: messenger RNA, 1593 nt
Organism: Cutaneotrichosporon cavernicola
Lineage: Eukaryota; Fungi; Basidiomycota; Tremellomycetes; Trichosporonales; Trichosporonaceae
Exons: 3
Coding region: 1-1593 (530 amino acids)
Biological process (GO): TORC2 signaling
Cellular component (GO): TORC2 complex
Source: RefSeq, a predicted model, not a curated record